Molecule: messenger RNA, 4456 nt
Organism: Ochotona curzoniae (black-lipped pika)
Lineage: Eukaryota; Metazoa; Chordata; Mammalia; Lagomorpha; Ochotonidae
Gene: TMC6
Product: transmembrane channel like 6
Exons: 20
Coding region: 259-2682 (807 amino acids)
Cellular component (GO): plasma membrane
Molecular function (GO): mechanosensitive monoatomic ion channel activity
Source: RefSeq, a predicted model, not a curated record
UGGCGCUCUGGGCCUGCCCGCCCGGCGGCUCCUCUCCUGCCCAUGAGGCCGCUCGGCGGCAGCGUCUCCGCCCAAGCUCUUCCGGCCUCGCGGCGGCGGACACGGAGGGCCGAGCGGGGCGCGGGAAGGCCAGCCCCAGCGCCGGGAAGGGGCGGCCGGGCGCAGGCGGAGGUUCCCUGGGUGUUGACCGCAGAUGGCAGGCAGGAGGCCCCGCGCAGGCUCGGAUCGGCCCUAGGCCUGCUGAGCGUCUGAGCCAGCAUGGCCCAGCCACUGCCCUUUGUGCUGGAUGUUCCUGCCGAGGUCGAGAAUGCAGACCUGGAUCCCAGCCCCUGCGAUGAGAGCGAGGUGCAUGACUCCUUCCAUCGGCUCAUCCAGGAGCAGAGCCUGCGCGCGGCCCAGGAGGGCCUGGAGCUGCAGGAAAGGCAGGCGGCGGCCACAGCUGCAGGCAGUGGUUCCCAGAACUUGCUGGGGCCCGAGGGGCCUGUGGUGCACAGCACGGCCACUCUGCAGAUCCUGGCCAGCAUGCCCAGUCGGACCAUCGGCCGCAGCCGAGGCGCCAUCAUCUCCCAGUACUACAACCGCACGGCCCAGCGGCGCUGGCGGCGUGGGAGCAGCCGACCCCUGCUCGGGGACCUGGUCCCCUCGGCCCGGCCCAGCCUCCGCCUGCGUGACCUGGAGGUGGACUCGUCGGCCCAGGAGGAGGAGGCAGAGAAGCGGAGCCUGCUGGUGCAGGAGCUGCAGGGCCUGUCAGGUACCCAGCGGGACCAGCUGCUGCGGGGCAUGCCACUGAGCCUGGCUGAGAAGCGCAGCCUGCGAGAGAAGAGCCGGGCGCCCAGGGGCCGGCGAGGUCGCACUGGGAUCUCGGCCUGCUGCGGCCAGCUCGGGGACUCCUUCAUCCUGGCCUGGCACAGCCUGGGGCUGGCGCUGCUCGCGGGCCUGCAGGCCCUGGUGCCCUGGCGCGACGCGCUGAAGCAGAUCGGCGGCCAGUUUGGCUCCAGCGUGCUCUGCUACUUCCUGUUCCUCAAGACGCUGCUGGGCCUGAACCUGCUGCUGCUGCCGCUGCUGCUGGGCCUCCUGGUGGGCGUGCAGGCUGCCUUCCCGCCGCCACCUGCCGCCACCAGCACCUUCACUGGCCUGGAGCUGCUCACGGGUGGGGGCCGCUUCACGCACACGCUCAUGUACUAUGGCUACUACAGCAAUGCCACCCUGAACCAGCCGUGCGAGGCCCCCGGGGACGCGGGCCAGUGUGCCCCCCGCGCUGGCAGCCUGCCCUACAACAUGCCCCUGGCUUACCUCUUCACCAUGGGUGCUGCUUUCUUUGUGACCUGUAUCACCCUGGUGUACAGCAUGUCCCGCUCCUUCGGGGAGAGCUACCGCGUGGGCAGCACCUCCGGCGUGCAUGCACUCACCGUCUUCUGCUCCUGGGACCACAAGGUGACCCAGCGGCGGGCCUCCCGCCUGCAACACGACACCCUCCGCACGCGGCUCAAGGAGCUGCUGGCCGAGUGGCAGCUGCGGCAGAGUCCGCGGAGCACGUGCGGGAAGCUGCGGCGUACCUGUGUGCUGGGGCUCGUGUGGCUGCUGUGCCUCGGAGCCACGCUGGGCUGCUGCGUGGCUGUGCUGGUCUUCUCGGAGGCCCAGACCUGGGUGGCUGAAGACCAGGAAGUGGCCCUGCUGGCACUGCCCCUGGUGGUCUCUCUCCUCAACCUCGGUGCUUCCUACCUGUUCCGCGGCCUGGCCGCCCUGGAGCGCCUGGACUCCCCGCUGCUGGAGGUGUAUGUGGCUGUCUGCAGGAACCUGAUCCUGAAGAUGACCGUUCUGGGCAUCCUCUGUUACCACUGGCUGGGCCGCCGCGUGCCGACCCUGCAGGGCCGCUGCUGGGAGAACUUCGUGGGUCAGGAGUUGUACCGGUUCAUAGUCACGGACCUGGCCUUCACGCUGCUGGACUCGCUGCUCGGGGAGCUGGUGUGGAGGCUCAUCUCUGAGAAGAGGCUCAGCCGCAGGAAGCCCGAGUUUGACAUUGCACGGAACGUUCUGGACCUGAUCUAUGGGCAGACUCUGAUCUGGCUGGGGGUUCUCUUCUCGCCACUCCUUCCUGCCGUGCAGGUCCUGAAGUUGCUACUCCUCUUUUACGUCAAGAAGGCCAGCCUCCUGGCCAACUGCCAGGCGCCGCGGCGGCCGUGGCUGGCGUGUCGCAUGAACACCGUCUUCUGCACGUUGCUCUGCUUCCCGUCCUUCCUGGGCGCCGCCAUCUUCCUGUGCUAUGCCGUCUGGCAGGUGAGGCCUUCCGGCACGUGCGGUCCCUUCCGCACCCUGGCCAGCAUGUAUGAGGCGGGCACAGUGUGGGUGCAUCACCUGGAGCGCGCAGGCCCGGGGGUGUCCUGGCUGCCCUGGGCGCAUCGCUACCUGGUGGAGAAUACCUCCUUCCUCUUCCUGCUGUCCGCCCUGCUGCUGGCGGUCAUCUACCUCAACAUCCAGGUGGUGAAGGGCCAGCGCAAGGUCAUCUGUCUCCUCAAGGAGCAGAUCUUCAACGAGGGGGAGGACAAAAUCUUCUUGAUCAACAAGCUCCAUUCCAUCUACGAGAAGAAGGAGAGGAGGGCCGCUGGAGCCGAGGAGCCUGUGUCGCCCGGGCCACUGCCUGUCGCCCGGGCCACGCCUGCUGGAAUGGCUAGUGUCUCAUAGGCACCCUCAGCACCCAGGUGUUCUCAGCCCACCAGGCUGGUCAAGUGACUGCCAGCCCUGCCAGCCCUGCCAACUGCAGCCUGGAGCCCAGGGGUGGGCACCCCAGGGACUCGACCCUGCCUGGGACUGUUUUUUCUUCUUAAAUGGGCUUUUCUAAUGAGCCUGUCUCGUGAGUCUGUGUGCCUCACCAGGGCCUGCUGUGCCCACAGCCCACACAUUCCUGCGGCUCCGCACUCCCAGACUUAACCUGUAGGAGCCACAGCUGGGGAGCUGAGAGCGCCCUCUGCUGGUGGGGCUUGUGAAGGCGAUGUUGGCCAGCCCGGAGGGGCCCCAGGCACAGGCUGUCUGCUGCCGGCCCAAGGUGGUGUCUGAGUUGCCCCAAAGGGCAGGGCUUGGUGUGUCAAGUGCCCCGGGCCCCUGCCUAGGGUCACAGUCUGGCCAUGCUGAGGGGCUGGUGGGUUAGAGGGAGAUGGGGUAGGAGAGGCGAGGGCCCACCUGGGUCCAUGAUCACAGACUCUGCCCCCUUGGAAGGCCAAAGCCGUGGGAUGCUCCUAUGUACGGCAGCUGUCCUGGGCCACAAGCCUUCCUAACCAAUCCUGGGCCUGUCUGGGCCCUUGUUGCUGCAUGGCACACCUGGGCCCUCCUGGCUGGGCCCCGGUUGCAGUUAGCAUCCAGCCAGUGAGUCAACCAGUGGAUUAACUAUAUGUGUUUCCAAGAAAUGAGUAGUCCUUUAAAAAAAAAAAUCUGUGCUAGGACAGCCCUGGGCUCCAGAUGGGGCUGUGGCCGGCUAUGGGAUUUCGCGUCUACCAGGUCAUCCUGAUGGACCCCCAGUGUUAGUGCAGUCAGCCAGUCAGGAACAGGGACCCCACCCCUGGGUGGGGGGUCCCCUGGGGGCUGCCAGCUCCGGGUCGGGGAAGGAACUUCUGGACCCCCGGCUUUUCCCUGGUGCUGGCUCCUGCCCUUGCUUCCUUCAUGUGGCCCAUGACACCCUCACAGCAAGAAUCUGGCUCCUGGCCACCUGGCCACCACCUCCAGGUGCCCGAGAGCGGGUCCUUUCCCUGCCUCAGGGAGGCGAGCAGAUGUGGGGAGGCCUGGAAGUCCUGUGUGGGGAGUGCCCACACCUGGCCGCUGGUGCUAUCAGAGCCAUUUCUGCCUCCGUGUCGCCACAGCCGCUUCCAGACGGCCAACCGUGCAUGGGCACCUGUGGCCGAGCCAAGGGCUGCCCCUGGGAAACCAGACUGUGUCCACGUGGAUGUCCAGAAAAGUGCCAUUGAGUUGGGUCCCAUGGUGCAUGCACUGGCCCAGAACAUGAAGGGCCAUGCGCUUGCCAACCUCAGACACCGUAAGGACUAUGAAAGGUCCCCCGAACCAACCCACAGCAAACCCUGCGGCACCCCAGGCAGGUCUGCCACCUCCAGCCCCAGGAAAGCACGAGUGUGCGGCCCAGCGUGAGCUGGAGUCCGGGUGUGCUCCGGCAGGGUGCGGUGGCCAGCGGAGCUCAGCCCAGCAACCUGGAGAGUCCGAGCCCGCCUUCUGCAGUGCAGGUCCUCUAGAGAACCGGCUCCUGUUGGUGUACAAUCCCGCACAACUCUGGAUGGAACCACUGAAAAGCGAAUUAACACAAAGGCCACACCUGGGCUUCUCCCCGAGGCGGCAGCAGGGUUCCUCCACCACACACAGGGUGUGUUUCUCCAUUGUCUGUCUUCCGUGCAAAACAAAACAUUGAUCAUUUUAAAACAUAAAGCAAUUUUUAAUAUAUAAAGCACUCUUCAAA